GAGGGCGAGGGGCGUGCCGAAGCGGCGGCAGGCUUUAACGUCACUGCGCAGACGCCACCAAAGGGCCGGACGUGACGCAGGAGGAGUUCCGGCCUCGGCCUCCGCCGCUUCCUCCCCUACCGCAGCAGUCGCCGUUGCUGCCGCUACCUCAAACGCGGCUUGUUAUCUCUAAAAUGGCGCCGCUAGACUUGGACAAGUAUGUGGAGAUAGCGCGGCUGUGCAAGUACCUGCCGGAAAACGACCUGAAGCGGCUGUGUGACUAUGUGUGUGAUCUUCUCUUGGAGGAAUCCAACGUUCAGCCAGUGUCAACCCCAGUGACAGUGUGUGGGGACAUACAUGGACAGUUUUAUGACCUUUGUGAACUAUUCAGAACUGGAGGUCAGGUUCCUGACACAAACUACAUAUUUAUGGGUGAUUUUGUAGACAGAGGUUACUAUAGUUUGGAGACCUUCACUUAUCUUCUUGCACUAAAGGCUAAAUGGCCUGACCGUAUUACACUUUUACGAGGAAAUCAUGAAAGUAGACAGAUAACACAGGUGUAUGGAUUUUAUGAUGAGUGCCAAACCAAAUAUGGAAAUGCUAAUGCUUGGAGAUACUGUACCAAAGUUUUUGACAUGCUCACAGUAGCAGCUUUAAUAGAUGAGCAAAUUUUGUGUGUUCAUGGUGGUUUAUCUCCUGAUAUCAAAACACUGGAUCAAAUUCGAACCAUUGAACGGAACCAAGAAAUUCCUCAUAAAGGAGCAUUUUGUGACCUGGUUUGGUCAGAUCCUGAAGAUGUAGAUACUUGGGCAAUUAGUCCUCGAGGAGCAGGUUGGCUUUUUGGAGCAAAGGUCACAAAUGAGUUUGUUCAUAUCAACAACUUAAAACUCAUCUGCAGAGCACAUCAGCUUGUUCACGAAGGUUAUAAGUUUAUGUUUGAUGAGAAGCUGGUCACAGUGUGGUCUGCUCCUAACUACUGCUAUCGUUGUGGAAAUAUUGCUUCCAUCAUGGUCUUCAAAGAUGUGAAUACAAGAGAACCAAAGUUAUUCCGGGCAGUUCCAGAUUCAGAACGUGUUAUUCCUCCCAGAACGACGACGCCGUAUUUCCUUUGAGGCCUUCACCCAUCCUGCUGACCCAUUUUUCUGCCCUCUUACCCCAUCUUUCUUGUACCCUCUACGAUAUACUUUUAUUGAGCACUUUGCUGCUGAAAUGCUGCCUCUUGCCUUUUUUUUUAAAUUUUAAAUUAUCUAAAUUUAUUGUUUGUCAUGGUGUCUAUAGCAAUGUUUUUCUAUCAGUUUCCUCCCCGAUCCCGUCCCCACCUUGGACUCAUUUGAGAAGACUUGAGAAAUGUCUUAAUACUCACACUGCUGCAUGUAGCUCUUGCUUAUUUACUGGUCUGGGGAAACAGAAUGUGUUUCCUUUUUUAAAAAAGCUAAUUGACAUUUACACCGAAAUACUCCUCCUUUUGUAUCAUUCAGCCUUUGUUUUAGUUGGUAAGUUUUAAGAAAUUUCAGCAGCAAAGUUGUUAUUCAGUGGGCACGAUGGACUAGAGAUGCCUCAAGUUAUGUAUACCUGUCCCAGCUGUAAACUUCAUUGUUCUUUGUUGGAUGAUAUUUUAAAAGGAUAUAAAAUAAAUUGGUCUAAAGGGCUGCCCUCCUUGUUGUGUUUUUAAAUUUAGUUAAAAAUUGCUACAGGUUAUGACUUUGUACAUUAUGAAAAUUGUAUUGAUCUUUUUUUAGAUUCCUUGUAUUUUUUAAUAAAAUAAUCUUAAAACCCAGAUAGGUUAAGUGUUAGAACUUUUAAACAGCUUACGUUGUUAUCUUAAAAUUACUUUUUCUUUUUUCCCUAACCAGAAUUCUUGAUCCUUUAGUUAUGAAAUUUAAAAUUUCAGUUGAAUCCAGUAGUAUUUAUUUUUUAAAAAAAUCACUAAACUGUGCCUAAAGAACGUAACUGCCAUAUUAAUGUUUUGGUUUAUAUCCUCUAUAGUAAUAGAAAAAACAUUUAAUACUUAUAAUGCUGAUGUGUUCAUUUGAUACCAGUUGAGUAGAAUGUGAUCAAUCCAGUUUACAAUCUAUCAUGAAUAUCAUUAAGUAAAAAUACUUUUCAAUAGGAAUCGUUCUUUUCUUGCUAUAACACUUGACCUUAACUUUUAGAAAGUGUUCAUUUUUUAACUGCAACUGGAAAGGUUGAAAAGCCUGGACUUGUAUUUGUGAACUGUAAUCUGAAGCAGGUUAUUUAAAGUGUAGAAAGAAACAGACUUCUUUUUUUGUAAAAGUCUGUGAUACCCUAUUUUGGCUUUGUGUAAUUUGAAUAUCCAAAGGGUUGUGAUGAUCAGUUCUUUAUAUGCAAUUGUCCACUUAAUAAGGACAAGUGUUCCAGUAUCUCUUAUGGCUGUGGUCAUAAAUGAUGUUGGAAUGUACCAUUUUGUGAUAUAGUCGGUAUCCCUUUACUACUAUAAUUAAUUUUUGUCAUCCCAGGAAAUCUGUGUGAAGCCAGCCAAUUAAUAAAGCACUUUAGCAUCUGUUCAGGUAGUUUUGAAAACCAACUUUUCCCCUUCAGGAUAAAAACUUCCAGGUUACCUAAAAAUGCAAUAAAAAUCUUAGUCUAAGCUUCUUGGCACAUAAUUUUUCAUCAGGGUUUUCUUUUACUGAAUGAGCACAAUACUGUUUUGAUUUUAUUUUUCCCCAACCACUCAGAUCCUUGUACAACUUUUAAUUGUAUAGCUAUGUGAAAGAAGCGGCUGAGAUAUUUGCUGCAAACUUGAACUAACGUUGGGUCUGUAGCUCUGUGUUGCUGCCUUGACCAGUGUAAUUCAGGUGGAAAGGUAUUUUUAUCUCACAGGGAUAUGUAGCUAUGUAUCUUACUAAUUGUGAAACACUGGAAACUAAUGAUGCAGACAACUUGGUGUGGUCUUCGAACAGCUCUCUGCAGUAUUUGUUUUCCUGUUACCAUAAAUUGUAUUUAAGUGUUUUUCCUUAACUACUUUUGAGUUGUAUGAAUAAACCAGUAACCCUCAGGCCUGUCUUUCCAUUUGACACUCCUUCGCUUAGUUUUAUGUGGCUGUUUUCGUUCUCUCUGUAAUGUGACCUUUUUUUUUUUUGUCAUAGCAGACUGCAUUUGUUUGUCACUAUCUGGGCGUGUGCCAAUAAUAUUCUGUCCAUUCCUUAACUGCCAUCUCUGUUUUGCUUAAUUUCUUCCCAACUGAAUAAUGGCUUUUUGCAUGGAAAGAAAAUAGAUUUUACUAUAUUUAAAGGGAAGAGAGAGUGAAUGUAUUGGAUUUUGUAAGCCUAAAA
Molecule: messenger RNA, 3272 nt
Organism: Fukomys damarensis (Damara mole-rat)
Lineage: Eukaryota; Metazoa; Chordata; Mammalia; Rodentia; Bathyergidae
Gene: Ppp6c
Product: protein phosphatase 6 catalytic subunit
Exons: 7
Coding region: 174-1091 (305 amino acids)
Biological process (GO): G1/S transition of mitotic cell cycle; peptidyl-serine dephosphorylation
Cellular component (GO): cytoplasm
Molecular function (GO): protein serine/threonine phosphatase activity
Source: RefSeq, a predicted model, not a curated record